Diaporthe citri is the source of this 1251-nucleotide messenger RNA. RefSeq lists its product as uncharacterized. The transcript is spliced from 3 exons. The coding region runs from base 1 to 1251 and encodes 416 amino acids. The record is from RefSeq and is a predicted model, not a curated record. Gene Ontology annotation, biological process: heme biosynthetic process. Gene Ontology annotation, molecular function: protoporphyrin ferrochelatase activity. Lineage: Eukaryota; Fungi; Ascomycota; Sordariomycetes; Diaporthales; Diaporthaceae.
AUGGCUUUACGACAGUCCGUGUCCGGGCUCUCCAAGAGCAUCUCGCGACAGACUGCGUCGCCACUCAUCCUGCAAAAGAGCGUCGGACAAUCUGCAAGAUGUCUGGCCUCGGUACAUAACCCCCCAGUGACGCAGAACUCUACCGGAUCGAAGGGACCGACAGCCAUGGUGUUCAUGAACAUGGGCGGCCCGUCAACCACAGACGAAGUCGGGGACUUCUUGAGCCGCUUAUUCGCCGACGGAGACUUGAUUCCGCUAGGAAGACUACAGAACUACCUCGGGCCCCUGAUCUCAAAGCGCCGCACUCCCAAGAUCCAAAAACAGUAUGCUGCUAUUGGUGGCGGGUCCCCGAUUCGAAAAUGGUCCGAGUACCAAAACGCCGAGAUGUGCAAGAUACUCGACGAGAUAUCCCCUGAGACGGCACCACACAAGCCAUACACGGCUUUCCGCUAUGCGAACCCGCUGACCGAGGAGAUGUACAACAAGCUGCUAGCAGACGGUUUCGGAAACGGGAAAGGCGGUCGUGCUGUCGCCUUCACACAGUACCCGCAGUACUCGUGCUCCACAACUGGAAGCUCAAUCAACGAACUUUGGAAGUGGAGGAAUAGACUUGAGAAGAAAAGUCAGGGUGCCAUACAGUGGAGCGUCAUUGACAGGUGGCCGGUGCAUCCGGGUCUGGUGGAAGCCUUUGCGCAAAACAUUGAGGCCAAACUGAAGGAAUAUCCUGAGGAGAGACGCGACCAGGUCGUAUUGCUAUUCUCUGCGCAUAGUCUGCCCAUGUCCGUUGUCAACAGAGGCGAUCCGUAUCCUGCCGAAGUGGCAGCAACUGUUUACGCCAUUCAGCAAAGACUGGGCUUCAGAAACCCGUACCGGCUCUGCUGGCAGUCUCAGGUUGGCCCAUCGGCUUGGCUGGGCCCUCAAACCGCCACCUCGGUCGAGGAAUUUGUGCACAAGGGUCAAACGGACCUGGUUCUGAUUCCGAUUGCCUUCACCUCUGACCACAUCGAGACAUUGUUUGAGCUGGACCAAGAAGUAAUUGGCGACUCGGGCCACCCGGAAACCGUCAAACGCGUCGAAAGUCUGAACGGCAACCCGACAUUCAUCAAGGGCCUGGCAGACAUUGCAAAGAAGCACCUUGACAGUGGCAUCACUUGCUCCACACAAAUGGGCUUGAGGUGCCCUGGAUGCAAGAGUGAGCGGUGCUUGGAGAGCAAGAAGUUCUUUGCCGGGGAAGGAAAGGUGCCGGCGUGA